AGAAGGUGAGAGUUUCAGUGAAAGAAAAGGUAGAAGUACAUAAAAUAGAAACUCCUCCUCUUCGUCGGGCCUCGGGCCAAUAGAUGUGAAUGAUUUAUAUAGUCGAUCUUUGUUGCUUUUUUCUCGUCUAUCGUCUUUUUUUUUUCCUACACUAGAAAGAAAAUAAAUCCGAGCCAACUAUCUCUUUGCAACAAAGAACAGUUUCUCCUGCUCAGCAAUGGCAACUAAUGACACUACUAAACCUGUUUCCGAAGAAGCUAAAAUGGAUCUGUUUGAAGACGAUGAUGAAUUUGAGGAGUUCGAAAUCGAUCUUGAGUGGGAUAGCAAGGAAGAAGGGAAGGAGGUGACACAACAAUGGGAAGACGAUUGGGAUGAUGAUGAUGUUAAUGACGACUUUUCUCUACAGUUAAGGAGGGAACUUGAGAGUAAUGUCGCUGAAAAGAAAUGAGCAUACUAUCUACUUGUUAAAUUCAUGUAGUUUUACAAAUCAUCCAAAAUACACUCGAUUUUGAAACUAAAGAAAUUUUAUUGGUUGAUAACUUGAAAUCAAUGGAGUGGAGCUGUUAGUAAUCAUGGUUACUCUCUAGCUGGUAAUGGUAUGUUUGGAACAUAUUCAUGUAAACAUUAUUGCCAUUCUGCUUUGUUGAAUCAUUUUCUUUCAUAGUAUGA
Messenger RNA from Amaranthus tricolor (Joseph's coat), 669 nucleotides. Its product is annotated as protein DELETION OF SUV3 SUPPRESSOR 1(I)-like. The transcript has 3 exons. The record is from RefSeq and is a predicted model, not a curated record. NCBI's taxonomy places the organism in Eukaryota, Viridiplantae, Streptophyta, Magnoliopsida, Caryophyllales, Amaranthaceae. Gene Ontology annotation, cellular component: proteasome complex; proteasome regulatory particle, lid subcomplex. Gene Ontology annotation, biological process: proteasome assembly; mRNA export from nucleus; double-strand break repair via homologous recombination. The coding region runs from base 218 to 448 and encodes 76 amino acids.